AAACUGGACCGUUUCUGGGCGGGUGAUGUUGCAGUGCAGUAUAUAAACCGACGAACCAACCCUUCGAUAUCACAGCCACUCGGUACUAAGAGCUAGCACCACAUCAAUAUGAAGGUCUUCUUAGCUGUCGCCCUCGUAGUAUCCAGCGUAUCAGCUGGGCUACUGCCAGCUCCAGUAGGCUACGCCAGGCCGUACGGCUUCGCUGCUCCUCUGGCAGCGCCACUGGCGCCCGUGGCAGUGGCACGACCGGCCUUUGCUGUCGCGAGGCCAGCGAUCGCGCCAUACGCCGUGGCCAAGGUUGCACCAGUCGAAGACUACGACCCCAACCCACAAUAUUCAUACGCCUAUGACAUUCAGGAUGCUCUAACUGGUGACUCAAAGAGCCAGCAAGAAUCCCGUUCUGGAGACGUCGUCCAAGGCUCUUACUCACUAGUGGAGCCUGAUGGUACCCGCCGUGUGGUGGAAUACACGGCUGACCCUCACAACGGCUUCAAUGCCGUCGUUCAUAAGGAACCCCUGGGGGCAGUGGUCAAGGCUGUAGCCCCAGUGGCCGCCUACCACUAGUCCGAAUUUCCUAAACAGACCCAACAGUGUAGUUAUUGCAGUUUUAUCUUUAAAAUUAUUCGCAUAAUUUUUGUUAAAUAAUGCGGUAUUUUAUUAUUUAUUAUACGAUGCUGGGCAUCUAUUAAAAAGUCUUUUAAUUUUACUAUGUAAGAUUAAAAGAAAAAUAUAAAUAUUCAUAUAAAUAAUUAUACUGCUCGGUCUGUUUGAAGCUGUUUUGUUAAAAAUGACCUGCGCCUAUUUUUAUGUAGAUGAGUGUAAAAUAUAAUAAUUGUUUUGUAAUUCUUAAUGUAAAUAAGUGUUAAAAGCUAGGGUAAUAAAUAUGAGGAAUCAAAUAUUUAAA
Messenger RNA from Bicyclus anynana (squinting bush brown), 904 nucleotides. RefSeq names its product larval cuticle protein A2B-like (gene CPR73). NCBI's taxonomy places the organism in Eukaryota, Metazoa, Arthropoda, Insecta, Lepidoptera, Nymphalidae. The transcript is spliced from 3 exons. The record is from RefSeq and is a predicted model, not a curated record. Gene Ontology annotation, cellular component: extracellular matrix. The coding region runs from base 109 to 564 and encodes 151 amino acids.